AUGGAAGAACCACCUGCCACUGUCAAUACGAUACCAAAGACUCGUGAUUAUCAGCAAGAAAUGCUGGACGCCAGUCUCAAGGAAAAUAUAAUCAUCGCUCAGGAUACUGGUUCCGGAAAGACUUUGAUUGCGAUUUUAAGGAUGAGAUAUGAAAUAGAACGCGGCUCUCAAAAGGUGUCGUGGUUUCUGGCGCCUACGGUGGCUCUUUGCAAUCAGCAGCACAGCGUGAUCAAGGAUAAUAUGCAGGUCCCUGUUGGCCUAAUUCAUGGGGGGCUUGAGCCAAAGCAAUGGACUGAUGUUACCUUGUGGAAAAGAGUGCUGGGAAACAAUCGCGUUAUAGUUUCCACUCCCCAGGUACUCCUUGACGCGCUCAGCCACGGCUACGUUCAUAUGGGACUGGAUAUCGGCCUCCUAAUCUUCGACGAGGCUCACCACGCGGAUCGAAAUCACCCCAUGAGCUGCAUCAUGCGAGAUUUUUACUUCUCCCUCCCUCCCCGCCUCCCCGCGGCCCACGGCUCUAGUGUGACGAUUGAGCAGGACGAACGUCCCAUGGUCUUGGGCCUCACUGCUAGCCCUAUGUUCGGUGGCAAUCCUACUGCAGCCUUCCGGAAGUUGGAAGCCAACCUCGACUGCGUUAUUCGUAGUCCUCGAGCCAAUCGGGAUGAGCUCUUGACUCAUGUCCACCGUCCGAUCUUCCGACACGUGCGCUACGAUACACCGCAAUACUCUGAUCGUAACUAUACUUCUAAAAAUUUAUCAGCAGUCGAAGCCGUUCUUGCUACUAUGAACAUCGAGGAAGAUCCCUUCGUUAUACAACUACGUCAGAAACUAGCGAAAACUGCCCGAGGCCCAGAGUAUACACGAAUGGACCAGAAGCUGUCAAAAGCUAUUCAGGGCAAGAAGACAUACUCGCACGGUGGAAUGAACGACCUCGCGAAUGCGGGCAAAGCCAUAUGUUAUGACAUCGGUCCAUGGGCGGCAGACUGGUACAUCGAAAGCGUUGUAUCUCGAGCGCUAGAUAAACAAACUCCCUGGGACGAGUUGAUCGGGACCUUACAGCCCAAGGAGAAGAAUUACUUAAUGAAACAUUUGUCUCAGAUCAAGCUGACACCUCUCUCUUACGAUCCUACGGACAUCGAGGCUGGUAUCACGGAUAAAGUCCGCGUCCUCUUGGAGACAUUGGAGUACGAAAAAGAUUGGUCGGAGUCGUCGAACGAGCCUUAUAGUGGCUUGAUCUUCGUCACACGUCGUGACGGAGUGUUAGCAUUGUCGGAGAUUAUGAGGAACCAUCCCCGCAGUGCUCAUUUCAGACUCGGGUGUCUGCUUGGAAGUUCUCAAAGCUCCUAUCGCAACACCUUUCUUGACAUCACCCGUACACUUCUGAAGGACCAAGCUCAGGCAGAUGUUCUCGAGGGCUUUCGGUCUGGAGACAGGAACCUCAUCAUCGCCACGUCCGUGGCAGAAGAGGGACUUGACAUCCAGGCCUGUGGAAAUGUAAUCAGGUGGGAUAUCCCUGACAACAUGGCGAGCUGGGCCCAAAGCAGAGGUCGUGCUCGCAGGAGGCGCAGCUCUUUUGUUCUCAUGUUUGAAUCGUCAGGUAUCGACGACGCUAGAGUAGCGGAGUUCGAGAAUCUGGAGGCCCAGAUGACAGCCCUUUACCUAGCUGAUCGUGCUUCCAGGCCAACGGUCUCCAGUGAUGACGAAGAACCUGAUCCAGAUGAGCCUGUUUUCAAGGUGAAGUCUACAGGGGCUGUGCUUACCCCGCUACUAGCGGUCUCUCAUCUCAAUCAUUUUUGUGCUGUGAUUCCAAAUUCGGUUAAUCUUCCCAUCUAUGAUAUCGACCCCCCUGAUAUGCCCGAAGGCUGGCACUCUUUUGACCCUGCGACACGCGUAGUUCCCCCACCAUAUCCGGGGCCAUUUGGGUGCACGGUCACUUUGCCAAGGCGGCUCCCAGCGGGACUUCGCAUCUUCUCAGUUAACCGUGAAUACCCUACAAAACAAUCUGCAUACCGACACGUUGCAUACAAGGCAUACCUCGCCCUCUAUAACGCCAACCUCCUAAAUGAGCAUCUCCUGCCAUUGACCAGCACGGUCGAGCCUGAUUUGGGAGAGGAAGUCAAGAAUCUCCUGAAAGAUGUCGAGAAGCGAUCUAGCAUGGCUUCCGUCACUAGCCAAAUGAAUCCUUGGCAAGAUGAGUUAACGGAUGCGGCUUGGACAGCUACUCGCAUUGUCAUACCAGGCUUUUCUCCUAUCCGCAUGCUCACCCGAGUCGACCUUCCAUCUUUCGCGGCUGGGGAAGCACCCGUGCUCUAUGAUUCUCGCAAAGGUCGUAUCGAUGUUGAACUGCAGGCACAGGGUGUGGCCCACCAUUCCGCUAGUGACCUUCAAGCCGCUCAUGAAUCUACACGACGUCUGUUCUGGUGUCUGUAUGGAAUCCGCAUGCAAUGGGACAAAUUCGACUUUGCGUAUCUUUUUGAACCUGCUGAGGAAGACACUGAGCGAGAUGUGUGGGAUGCGCGUCGAAGGUGGCUGCGGGAUUUGCAAGGGGAAGAGUCUUCGGGAGACGAUCUCUUCGCAAAUGCAGCCACUUUCGGACAGGCGUUCUCGCACCCGACUGAUAUCACCUGGAUUCGUGACGGGUUUCCCUACGGCAAGGUUUAUCGCUUUCUUGGGUGGAGGCAUGAUCCUCUAUCUGAGGAAGAGUUACAAGAUUUCAUGGCCAGAUAUUCAAGAAUGUCGGAAAUGGAGAUCACCUACCCGUUACUUCAUGUAGAAGAAUUGCCGCCAAGAAGAAAUUUCUUGCAAUCUCUAUCGUCCAUUAGUGAUGUGCCUCUCAGGAGGUCGUUCCUCCCUCCUCAAUCAUCUCGUAUCGUUCUUCUUUCUCAAGUGCAAUGCGACCAUGCUAUUCUGUUACCCUCCAUCAUUCGCCACAUUUCCAUCGCUGCAACUGCCGUAUCUCUUCGAGAGAGUCUGCUCACCGGGACCCCACUUUAUCAAAUUCCUCUGACUCGUCUGAUUACAGCGAUCACUGCCCCUGUGGCCCAAGGUCACGUUAAUUAUCAAAGACUGGAGACCCUCGGAGAUGCCGUCCUCAAGUUUGUAAUGUCAAUGCAUCUGAUCGCCACCUAUCCCUUUUGGCACGAAGGGUACCUCACCAGGCGUAAAGAUCAUGCUGUCUCCAAUUCGAGAUUGGCAAAGGAAGCCAUCAGGCUUUCCCUGUACAAGUGGAUCGUACGCGAUCGUUUUGCCCCUCGGAAGUUCAAACCACAGUACUUUACUACAGGAGAAGUAAACGAGAUUACUGAAGACGUGGUCGCUGGUGAUCCGUCUCAAGAAACACCCAAAGUCCCUGAGGACCUAUCCACAAAGAUGCUUGCGGACGUAGUAGAAGCCCUCAUUGGAGCUGCCUCCCUUUAUGGAGGGUACAAUUUUGGCAUUGAGUGCACCCGACUCUUUGACCUCGGCAUCGGCUCCAAGGCAGGGUGGCAACCCCUCGAAGUUUAUAUCGAGAAAGCGCUUUCGUGUGUGGAAACCGUUGAGGUUUCCACUCCAACAACCGACAUCGAACGCAUGUUAGGGUACACAUUUACCCACAAGCUCCUUCUCCUCGAAGCCAUCACUCAUUCAAGCUACCAGUUCGAUUCUCGGACGGUAUCAUAUGAGCGUAUGGAAUUUUUGGGCGACUCUGUACUCGACUUGAUCAUCACAGAGCAUCUCUAUCACUACCCAAGAAAGCAAUUUACCCCGGGCCAGAUGCAUAUCCGCAAAUCUGCCGUGGUUAACUUGCAUUUCCUUACUUAUAUCUGUUUCAAGUGCUCGCUGGAGAAAGACGCGAGCUUACCACGCCCCACCCGCGAUGGCAUAGUCAUGGACGAGGAAACGCAGGAGAUAUCCUUAUACCAAAGCUUGCUCCAUUCCAGUUCAGUGGUUUUCGACCAGCAAAGAGCGACACUCGCUCGUUAUCGCAAAAUGAAAGAUGAAAUAGAGGAAGCUCUCCUUCACGGUCUCACGUUCCCGUGGGCAGCCCUCACUCGCCUCCAAGCACCCAAAUUCUUCAGCGACAUGAUCGAAAGCAUUAUCGGCGCUGUUUAUCUUGACUCCCGUGGAAACAUGGAUGUCGUUCGCCAAGUACUUCGCAAACUGGGUAUAAUGCAACAACUGGAGCGCAACCUGAGGGAUGACGUCGAUGUUUUGCACCCGCUCACCAGGGUGUAUAUAUGGGCUGCACGCCAACAAAAGGAGUUGACUUCGGUAUUUGACGAAGAGAGGGGACAUGUUACUUGUACUAUCACUGUCGAAGGCAGAGAACCUGUGAAGGCCACCGCAGAGAAACGGGGACGGGCUAGUCAAGAGGAGGCACGAUUUGCUGCCGCGGAGAAAGCCAUACAGCUUUGGGACAUCCGAGCUAACGACGGAAUCAAAGAUGCAUGA
Messenger RNA from Suillus fuscotomentosus, 4431 nucleotides. RefSeq lists its product as uncharacterized. Lineage: Eukaryota; Fungi; Basidiomycota; Agaricomycetes; Boletales; Suillaceae. The transcript is spliced from 4 exons. Gene Ontology annotation, cellular component: RISC complex; nucleus; cytoplasm. The coding region runs from base 1 to 4431 and encodes 1476 amino acids. Gene Ontology annotation, molecular function: ribonuclease III activity; RNA binding; ATP binding. Gene Ontology annotation, biological process: siRNA processing. The record is from RefSeq and is a predicted model, not a curated record.